UAAAUAAAUCACCCUAAGCAGCACCACAAAGGUCAAGUCGCAACCGCAGCUCAAAUCGCAGGAGCAGAACCGGACGCCAAGGAAGACGGCAUCAACGCCGUCGCAGCGGCGCAAGCAGCUGGUGGAGAUCUUUACAGACAUGCAUGACGUCUACAGCGACAAAAAGACCCCCAAGCAGCUCACCGACAAGCUGUUAAAGGAUUGCGCGGCAAUCGCAUGCAAGGCCAAGAAAAAGGGUCGUCGCCGCCAAUCAGCUGCCAUUAAGUGUGCGCUCAAGGAUCUCGAGAAGACGUAUCCGAUCAAGAAAAGGAAACCGAAGUGUGUUAAGAAAGCCAAGCGUCGCAUCAAGUCCAAGCGCUAUACAUUCCUGGUGCGCAAGGACAACUCGCGGCAGCCCACCACGCACCAUACCUGCGCACGCGGCAGUGGCCGGGUGCCCUGCCACAUGGGGUGGAUGUGGACCGAAAGUGAGCUGGCACGACAUAGAUGCUGGAAACCGGGCGCCAUCAAGAAGUCCAUACGCCAGCUAAUGGCCUAUUUUCUGCGAGACUGUCCCGCGGACAAGAUUGGCAAUUCACGGUUUCAUUAUCGCCGCCGCCGCCAGAGCCCCAACCAGCCCGAGGAAGAGGAGCCCCUGAUACAGCAUCCGACGCUGCACAUAACCAAGAAAUACGAUGAAUACACCAUCACAAUGCGUCCGCUUAAGGAUGCCAAGAGUCUGGCCGUGGACGCCAAUCCGUAUGCGAACAUGAAGCCGGUUGUCUUUCGCAUCAUCAAGGACCCGAUUGCCACGGGCAUGCGCAACAUAAAGAUCAGUCUCAAAGACAAGGGCUAUCCCGUGUGCAGCUGCCAUCAGCCGGUGGCCAGUUGUUUCUGUCGCAGUCACAUUGACCAAAAAAUAGUCGCUCACGAAGUUAAGCUGUUGAGCGAGGAGCGCGGUUGGCGUGACGUUAGCGACAUCUUCGUCUACUCGGAUCUCAGCGAGAGCGACAGCGACAACGAAUUGGAGUUUGGAGUCACACCCCCCGCGGGUGUCAUUAAGCCGGAACGCCGCCGAAAGCCCGAUCGGGUUAACUGCGAGACCCAGUACAAUGAGAAUGACUGGGCCAUGCCCACCCAGUAUCCACAUCCGGCCAGCGCCCUAGUGCAGUACGGCGGCUGUGUGAUCGGUGAGCGGAAAGCCAGAUUCCCCUGGAUCAUGGGCAAGGGCUUUGUCCAUCGGGAGCCAAAACCACCGAAGAUGAUCAACAAACCCAAACCGGUAAAGAAGAACAAGGGCAGACUGAAAGGUGGCUACGAUGGCGGCAUAUUCGAGGGUGGGUACGAUCCAUAUCAAGGCAAACGUGUCUGGCACAAAUCGAACAAAUUGGAACCUAGUCCGUUCUAUAAUUAUAACCCAGGAUCAACGCAAACGCGUUGAGCAACGUAACCUAAUUGAAAUUUUAAGUAAUGCUCAAAAAAUUUAAAAAAUCUGACUCGUUGUGUACUACCUGAUCUUAGAAAAGAGAAGUGCUGUAAAUAAAUGGUCAGUGGUUCCGCACGAAAUGUGUGCAGAUCUUAUGCAAAUAAGUAAA
This is a messenger RNA of Drosophila montana, 1574 nucleotides long. RefSeq lists its product as uncharacterized. The transcript has 2 exons. Bases 140 to 1420 code for a protein of 426 amino acids. The record is from RefSeq and is a predicted model, not a curated record. Lineage: Eukaryota; Metazoa; Arthropoda; Insecta; Diptera; Drosophilidae.